This is a messenger RNA of Vombatus ursinus (common wombat), 2635 nucleotides long. RefSeq names its product zinc finger protein 883-like. The record is from RefSeq and is a predicted model, not a curated record. Gene Ontology annotation, molecular function: DNA-binding transcription factor activity, RNA polymerase II-specific; RNA polymerase II cis-regulatory region sequence-specific DNA binding. NCBI's taxonomy places the organism in Eukaryota, Metazoa, Chordata, Mammalia, Diprotodontia, Vombatidae. Gene Ontology annotation, biological process: regulation of transcription by RNA polymerase II. The transcript is spliced from 6 exons. Bases 244 to 2121 code for a protein of 625 amino acids.
AGAGAAGGGCCUGGCCCAACCCCUCGGGAGAGCCAGGACCCGCCCCCCAGGCCGGACCUUGGGCCCCGCCUUGACUCUGCUGCCCUUUCCUGCUAUCAGGCCCUCCCACUUCUGACCUUGUGGUACCUCUGUCAAUCACUGAUCUACCGGGCAGCGUUAUGGCUUUCACAACAUUAUACCAGCCAGUUACUGCACUUUGAUACUCAGCCAGCACAGGAUCCUGUCCUGGCCCAAGACAGAAGCAUGGAGCCAAAAGGAAGGAGCCCGUCUCAGGAUUCAGUGACAUUUCAGGAUGUGGCUGUGGAGUUCACCCGGGAGGAAUGGUGCCUCCUGGACUUCUCCCAGAAGGUGCUGUACCUGGACGUGAUGCUGGAGAUCUCCCAGAACCUGCUUUCCCUGGGGCUACCAGUUCCCAAAGCCAAUUGGAUCUCCCAGCUGGACCAAAGGAAAGUUCCAUGGAUACUGGAAAGGCAAGCUCCAGGAGACUUCUGUCCAGAUGGGGAGACUGGGCCAGGAACCAAAGAGUCUACUCCAAAGCUGAGAAUUUCCUAUGAUUUCAGUUUGAAAGAAAUUGGGAGAUGUGGUACCAAGGUAAAUAAAAAACCAGACAACUGGGAAAGUCAUUCUAGACAAUUAAAGAUUACCUUUAGGCAAACUCCCAGUGCAGGGAGAGAUGAUGAAGGUAAUAAUUUUGAUCAAAGAGUCAAGAGUCAAAAGUCAACUGUUUUUGUACAACAAAGAGUUCUUAAACAAAGGAGUCACAAAGAAUGUGAUAUAACUGGAAAUGGCUUUAGACAAUAUUCAGAUUUAAUUCAGUGCAAGAAAGUCACCUCAGAGACAGGAUAUUCUAAGUAUAAUGAAUUUGAAGAGCACGUUAAUAACCAGUUAGAGCUUAUUCAGCACCGUGGGAAGCAUAUUGGAAUGAAAGCUCUACAGUGUAAUGAAUCAGAGACAGUCUUCAGUUUGAACUCAGACCAUACAAGAAAACAGAAAAUUCCUACUGGGGAAAUGCCUCAUAGAUAUAAUGAGUGUGGGGAACCCUUUGGCCAAAACACAAACCUUAUUUACUAUCAGAACAUUCGUACUGGUGAGAAGCCCUAUCAAUGUCAUGAUUGUGCGAAGGCCUUCAACCAGAAGUCUCAUCUUAUUGUACAUCAGAGAAUUCAUACUGGAGAGAAGCCCUAUAACUGCAAUGAAUGCGGUAAAGCCUUCAGUCAGAGGUCACACCUCACUGUACACAACAGAAUUCAUACUGGAGAGAAGCCUCACAAGUGUAAUCAUUGUGGAAAGGCUUUCAGAACAAGAUCCACUCUUGUUGUGCAUCAGAGAAUUCACAGUGAAGAAAUGCCUUAUAAAUGUAAUGAAUGUGGGAAGACCUUUAGCCACAGUAGAGCUCUUCUGAGACAUCAGAAUAAUCAUACUGGAGAGAAGCCCUAUCAAUGUGAUGAAUGUGGUAAGGCCUUCAGCCAGAGGUCUCACCUUGCUGUUCACCAGAGAAUUCACACCAGAGAGAAACCUCAUGGGUGUCAUGAAUGUGGUAAAGCUUUUAGUGAACAUUCAUCUCUUAUCUGCCAUCAGAGAAUUCACACUGGAGAGAAACCUUAUGAAUGUCAUCAAUGUGGAAAAGCUUUCAGAACAAGCUCUUACCUUGCUGUACAUCAGAGAAUGCAUAGCGACGAAAUGCCUUAUAAAUGUCAUGAGUGUGGGAAGACGUUCAGCCGCAGUAAUGACCUUCUUAGACAUCAGAAUGAUCACACUGGAGAGAAGCCCUACAAAUGUAAUGAAUGUGGGAAGACCUUUAGCCAGAGCUCAUCCCUCAUUAAACAUCAGAAGAUUCAUACUGGAGAGAAACCUCAUGAAUGUCAUGAAUGUGGUAAGGCUUUCAGAGGUCAUUCAUCCCUUAUUUGUCAUCAGAGAAUUCAUACUGGAGAGAGACCUUAUGAAUGCCAUCAAUGUGGAAAAGCUUUCAGAACGAGAUCUAACCUUGCUGUCCAUCAGAGAAUUCAUACCGGAGAGAAGCCCUAUAAAUGUGAUGAAUGUGGAAAGGCCUUUAGCCAGAGCUCCAACCUUGCUGUACAUCAGAAAAGUCAUUCUGCUUUGAAAUCUCAUGGAUCUAAUUAAUGUGUACUUGCCUUUUGCUAUGUAACAUAGACCUGAUAAGAUAUCAGAAAAUUUACCUUGAAGAUAUAGUCAUAAAAAAUUUAAUGAUCUUUUCUCUGAAUUCCUUGGUUCAUUAAUUCUUACUAUCUAAAAAUAUUCCAUGACAUUCAUAUAUGGUUUCUUUAGCCUUUCCCCAAUUGACUAGCCCCUUCUUUGUUUGAAAUUCUUUGCUACCAAAAAAAUUGCUGCUUUGAGUAAGUUGGUAUAUAUCAGACUUCCCCCCUCUCUCAAUUUUUCUGUGAGGAAUGAGCCUAGUAGUAGAGUCACUAAGCCGAAGGGUACAGACCAGUUUGCUCUAUUUUGGGGGGAAAUUUCAAAUUAAUCUUCAAAAUUGUUGGACCAGUUCAUUUCUCCAUAAAAAUUGUAUUUGUGUGUCCAUUUUCAUUUAGCCUCUCCAAUACUGAGAGGCAGCUAGGUGGUGCAAUGGAUAGAACACUGGGCUCAGAAUCAGGAAGACUGAUCUUCGUGAGUUCAA